AGUUACAAAUGUUGUUCAGACGGAAAGCAUUACUACGAAAAAGUAAAGAAAUAUCUAAUGAUGUAAAUCAAGACAACGAAACCAUUGAUAACACUGAGACCACUAUAUGUGUUACAAAUGAUACAAAUAUUGAGCUAAUCGUCGAAAACAAUGACACAAAUGAUGGUAGACUUCUGGGACAGAUCGCUGUCAAUGAAAUUGAAACCCAUUUCCCAGAAGACAAUGGAUUAAAUGAAUUGAACCAAACAGUGACUGAAACAUCACUGGAAAUGCUAUUCAAACCAGUCUUUACCCACAUUCAAGACAUGAAUAAUUUCAAUGAACUCGAGUUCAGACGACUGUCGGAGCUGUUCCGCGCCUCC
Molecule: messenger RNA, 362 nt
Organism: Oppiella nova
Lineage: Eukaryota; Metazoa; Arthropoda; Arachnida; Sarcoptiformes; Oppiidae
Source: the annotation of a GenBank genome assembly